GAGUCCUCCUUCCCUAAAAUCCCCGGCACAUUACAGUCUAAUGGCUAUGGCUGUGGGAAAGAGCACUCACUGAGUGCUAGCAUUUCCAAGACAAAACUAUUUUCCCUUUUACAUUACAUCUCACUAAAAUAUAAGCCAUAACAUGGGGAAUUAAAUGGAACUCUUCUGUCCUUAAAAAAAGCAUUAUUUUUUUGUGCAGUGAGAGAAUUAUGUGCAUAUGGUAUCUAGGAAGGGGCAUUUUCCCCAUUAAGUUAGAGAACUGGUAAAUGGUAGCAAGUGAGGAGCAGAUUGACACAUUCUGUAUAGGAUCAAUCAUCAGAAUUGACUUAGUUGUGAUUCUAGAAAGGGAAAAGUGGGUUUAAGGAAUUAGUACCAGCUCUAUGUGAAAAUGGAGUAAAUAAUGAAGUUAAAGAUUAUUGCUUUCCUGAACUGGUUCUGGAGAGACAUCUUCCAGUCAAGUCUGGGAAGAGGUAGAGAGCUACUAGAAAAGUGGGGUCUUUUUUUGUUUGUUUUUUUUAGAACUGUUGUUUUUAAGGUGAGGAGAGUAGUGAAUAAUCAAAAGUUGCUUAUUGAGUGACUUGCCUGAUGGAGUAGACUAUGAAAAGGCUACUUAAAUUUUAUGACAUAUCUUAUUUUCUACUCUUACUCAAAGUCUAAAGGCAUUUUUAAAAGAAAAUGUGUGGGAGCAGAGUUGGAAACAGAUGUGGAAACAGAAAGGAAAAAUAUUGGAAAAUUUGGCUCAUUAAACAAUUUUGAAACUUAAAUUAUAGGAGAAAUCUUGAGAAAUCUUAGUGAUCAGACAAUUUUUAGCAGUUCUAGGAAGAAGUUGUGCAGUAUAACAUGCAAUCUUUCUAUUGUGUAUUAUAUAUUAUUUCAUCCUUAGAGUAGUCCCUAAAGGGGACUACAACUAAUGUUAAUAAGUUAAUAAUAGUUAACUAUAAUGUUAACCAGACAAAGGCAGAGAAUUAUAUACUGCCUGGAAUACUGCCAGACUUUUAUCGAUCGUUUUGUCUAUCUGUAUAUCAUUUAUGAUUAGAUAUGUGAAUGAACUAAGAAAGUUCUUCUGGGUUAAUUUUAGAUAAAUCUGGCAGAAUUAGAGGGUAGGCUAAGUCUGAUUUAUUGGAAAGAGCACUAAACCAUGAUAAGUAAGAAAUCUUGAAGAGCAUUAGACCGUGAUAAAUAAGAAAGCUUGAAUUACAAUGUUGACUUUUUAGUUUUAUGCAAGUUGUGUGGCAGCAAACAGAUUAUUUAACUUAAUUCUCUGGUUCUGUUAAUUCAUUUGUAAAAUGAGGAAGUUGGACUAGUGAAUGAUGUCUCUUAUAGAUUUCACAUUUGUGGCAUAGUCUAAAGAGACAUUUUUAGUUUACUUCACCUUAGUUUUAUUAUCUUCUAAUCGUUCAUUUUCCUAUCAUAGAAUCAUAGCAUCAUAGAUCUAAAGUUAGAGGGGACUUCAGAAAAGACCAUCUAGUCCCCGAGUUCUUAAUCUGUGACAUUAAAAAAAUUUUUUUUUUGGAUAACUUUCAAUAUAAUUAGUUUCCUUUGUAAUAAUAUGUAUUUUAUUUUAUAGGUUUAAAAACGUUUUUCUGAGAAGGGGGGUCCAUAGGCUUCAUCAGAUUCCCAACGAGGACCAUGUAUCUUCUCUGAAUUAUGUGAUGUGAGAAGGCUGGACAUGGAUGAGAUUUCUGAAACUAUGAGGAUGGAGUCUAGAGAAAUAACUUUAGUGAACCACAACACCAUAUUUAAAACACAUCUCCUGCCAGAGAUAGGUUUUCAAGAGAACCAGCUUUCACUCUCUGACCACCAGGGUUUGCCUUCUAGGCCUGAAAAUUUGGAUCCACCUUUUACUUGUUCUACAAGAAGUACAGUAUACAACCCAAAUUAUUAUUCAGAUAGCCCUUCCUCAGACAGUUUUCUAGUUGAACCAAGAACAUUUGGUCACAGUGUGAAUGGCCAUUGGAGAAAUUCUACUCCUGCACCACCAACUUCAGCUUUACAGAAACCCAGAAUCAGCCGAAGUCUUUACCAUGACACUCGAAAGGCCUCCAGUGGAAUGUCAAACACUUUUGUUGGAAAGUCAAACCAUCACUGUCAUAUGACUGCAUAUGAAAAAACUUUUCCUAUUAAGCCUGUUACGAGUCCAUCAUGGAGUGGUUCAUGCCGUCGCAAUCUCUUAAGCCCAAAGAAAACCCAGAGGCGAUAUAUUAGUACAGCAGAAGAGACAGUUCGAGAAGGAGAGAGAGAGAUCUAUAGACAAUUGCUACAGAUGGUUACUGGUAAACAGUUUUCUACAGCCAAACCCACUACACAUUUUCCUUUACACCUGUCUCGACUCAGUUCCAAUAAGAGUGCUUUGGAAGAUCCAGUGUUUAAAGAUUCUAACUCUUAUGCCACUCAGACCAUUGGCUCUGACACACCAUCAAACAACUCCGCCAGCAUUUUAAAUACCCAAGAACAGCUGUCCCACCCCACUAUACCAUUUCCCCAGUCUUCCUAUCUUCGGGAUAUUGCUACAAAUGAAUCCAAGAAUUCUGAUCCCCACAGUCAACCUCACCAACACUCCUCUCCUCCACAUCAGCCAAAUCACAUACCAGCUCCAAAUGCACAGUCUGAAGGCUCAGACUCUGUCAUUUUACUCAAGGUGAAAGAUUCCAGAGCUCCCACUCACAGUCCUUCCUUCUUCCAGGCAGAGCUGUGGAUCAAAGAAUUAACCAGCGUUUAUGAUUCCCGAGCACGGGAGAGAUUACGUAAAAUUGAAGAACAGAAAGCUCUGGCAUUACAUCUUCAAAACCAGAGACUGCAAGAACAAGAGCAUUCAGUACAUGAUUCAAUAGAUCUGCAUCUUCGAGUGCCUCUUGAAAAAGAGAUACCUGUCACAAUCACACAGGAAGAAGAGAAAGAGCCUGACAGAGUGACUGAUAAUGAAGAUGAGUUUCCUGAACUCACAGAGGAAAUGGAGAAAGAAAUAAAGAAUGUAUUCCGUAAUGGAAACCAGGAUGAGAUUCUCAGUGAAGCAUUCCGUCUGACUAUCACCCGCAAGGACAUUCAGACUCUCAACAACCUGAACUGGCUCAAUGAUGAGAUCAUCAAUUUCUAUAUGAAUAUGAUAAUGGAGCGAAGUAAAGAAAAGGGAAUGCCAAGUGUCCAUGCAUUUAAUACCUUUUUUUUUACCAAGUUAAAAACGGCUGGGUAUCAGGCAGUGAAACGAUGGACAAAGAAAGUGGAUGUAUUUUCUGUGGACAUUCUUUUGGUACCUAUUCACCUGGGAGUACACUGGUGUUUAGCGGUAAUAGACUUUAGGAAGAAGUAUAUCACCUAUUAUGAUUCAAUGGGUGGAAUAAACAGUGAAGCUUGCAGGAUCUUGCUACAGUACCUAAAACAAGAGAGCCUUGACAAGAAAAGGAAAGAAUUUGAUACUAAUGGCUGGCUUCUUUUCAGCAAGAAAAGCCAGGAAAUUCCCCAGCAGAUGAAUGGGAGUGAUUGUGGGAUGUUUGCCUGUAAAUAUGCCGAUUGUAUUACCAAAGACAGACCAAUCAAUUUCACACAGCAACACAUGCCAUACUUCCGGAAGCGGAUGGUCUGGGAGAUCCUCCAUCGAAAGCUUCUUUGAAAGCCACCAUGGUCAGCAAUCACUGAUCCUGUGGGGGACCAGCUCUGAGCUAUUCCCAAGAUCUCUGGACAAGAGGCUUUGAGAACAAUUGCUCCUACCUUGUUUUGUUGUUGUUGUUGUUGUUGUUGUUUUAAAAAUCCUAAAGAACUUCAAUCCUGGACCAGAUCCUGGCAAGAUGCAUUCACAAGCACACCUGCCUUUCCUUUUGUAUCUCAGAACCUAUUUUUGCAACGUAACUUUGGUGCUGUGAAAAGAGAGGGUAAGGGAUUUUUCUCAAGCUGAAGAGAGAGACUGUUUUCCCCUUCUCCAGUUCUGCCAUAUUUUAAAAGGGCUUUAACCACCUUCAGUCCUUGUUAACCAAAAUGGGCCCUGCAAGUUUCCUUAAGAUCUGAACAGGCUUGAAAAUUAUUUUUUGUUUCAGAUGUGCCAUUAGCUUUGGGUUUUAUUGGGAGAUAAGGGUAUGUGCAUCCGCAUGUUUACCCAUACACAGCUGUCAAAGUUUGUGGACAAGAAUGUGAUUUUAAACUGGAAUUCUGGCUACAUACUUGGACCACUGUUCCUGUUCAACUCCUCCACAUGGAAGCUGACUUAUUUGAUUUUCAUCAAUUCCCAUAUUCUCCCAUUCCUUUCCCAUACUUCAUAUGAAGAGUAUCAUGCAAGCCCUAAUCCCCCAAAAACCUUUUCCCUAGAUGUGGGAUUUUUGCCUGGGAUGGAAGUUUGUGGGAUAGGGAAACCCACAGAGGAAACAGAUGAGAGAAGCAACAAAGCAACGUUUUCAGUGGCUCACAUUUCUGAGCAAGAGACAGGACCUCAGUCUUUAACAUAAAAUUCCAGCAUUGAAUGAAUGAAUGUAGGUCCAGUUCAUUCUGUGGCAAGUUAGUUUAAAUAUAUUUCUAACCACAGAGAAUGUAAUAUAUGUAUUUCACAAGGAAAUGCUUCUUUUUUAAAAAAGGGGGAAAAAAGCUGAAUGUGUUCAUCAGUCACAAGUCAGCCUGCAGACUUGUUUCCAUUUUCCAAAUUUAGCUCUAGCACACACAGCUCAAGCCCUGUAUGCAGGGUAUUCAUGGGCUUUCUGACAGAACCUUUUGAAACUUGAAUGAAUUCUGGCUGAGGAGAGGGGUGGAGGGUGCAGCAUACAGUGGAUAAUGAGUUGUUCAGCUCUAGCACAGACAGAAUUUGAGCUUCUUAACUUGGGAUGCAAAAAUCUCUGCUCUUUCUGUCACCCUCCUACCCACCAUUUAAGAGCUUCCUUAGGCUUGGGUAAUGAAAAUGAACUGUCAGUGUCAUUUUGUACUUAAGUUCCAAAAAAAGGAACAUUUUAUACUCUUUUCUGUAUUGUAAUAGGUAGUUUUGUAUUAAAUCCUUUCUCCUCUUCCCCUAUCCCCAUCCCAUCCCUUCUCAUAUCGCACUUUUCCCUGGUCUCAUUUGAAGAUCUUAUUGUUUUCUACUGAGCUUGUUUAGUACAUUUUUGUAUGUUUGCCACAAGUUACAAUUUUGAAAUGAAAAUUAUUUUUUUUAAUAUUCCAUUGUUAACUGAAUGUUGAUGUGCCCACCCCAGCAACCAUCCUAUCUCUUUAAAAGUCUGCCUUCUUGGGAAAGGCCACUUUUUUGUCUGUGUUUUGUAUAGGAAAUAAAUGGCUUUCAAUACCAUGA
Molecule: messenger RNA, 5260 nt
Organism: Sarcophilus harrisii (Tasmanian devil)
Lineage: Eukaryota; Metazoa; Chordata; Mammalia; Dasyuromorphia; Dasyuridae
Gene: SENP1
Product: SUMO specific peptidase 1
Exons: 18
Coding region: 1670-3607 (645 amino acids)
Biological process (GO): protein desumoylation
Cellular component (GO): nucleus
Molecular function (GO): deSUMOylase activity
Source: RefSeq, a predicted model, not a curated record